This is a messenger RNA of Spodoptera littoralis (African cotton leafworm), 804 nucleotides long. The record is from the annotation of a GenBank genome assembly. Lineage: Eukaryota; Metazoa; Arthropoda; Insecta; Lepidoptera; Noctuidae.
AUGGAUAUCACGCCAUUAUUUAGAGCAUAUAUAAAAACUGUGAAGACUCGCAAUAAGGCCUUUGGCAUACAAAGCCCAACAAGCGAUGAUAAACAGCGUAUUCUUCGAACUAAGCCAAAAACGGCUUUCAUGAUAACUGCGAAAGACAUAACUUCACAAAUUACUAGAUUACGAGACUUUUUACUAGAGCAUCGUGAAAAAUACUUGAGUUUCUACGACAAUGUGGUUGCUGAAGAAAUGACGGAUGCAGAGAGGGAUCAAAUAGAUACAGGAGCGCAAAGGAUAAUCAAUACAUGCUCUCACUUGCUGAAGGAGUUUAGGAAUGAUAACCGCAAGGUAACAGCAGCCCCUCAGAUGAAAGAAUACAUGGAAGCUGUGGCCGACCUCAUAGAUAUGUACUUGAAAGCUGUUUGUAAGAUUCACAGCGAGCUCAAAGCUCUACGGGUAAAACGAACUCUAGUCAUGCGAAAACUAUCGCGGUUGGAGCUUCCACAAACUAAAUCCACUAUUCCAAACCCCUUUAUAGUGGGUAAAGUAGCUGAGAAAGAUACUGAUAAAGUUUUAGAUAAAGACAUAGAAGAAGUGGAGGAACCUGACACAGUGAAGAAAAUGGAUCUCUGUGAGAAUGAUGUCGCAGUAUUGGCUGAUGAAGAAAUCAGUGCUGAAGAGCUCCAGAUGUUUGAGUCGGAGAAUGUGCAACUCUUGAAUGAGCUGAACAGCAUGACUGAGGAAGUUAGGGCGAUAGAAAGCAAAGUCCUCCACAUUGCUGAAUUACAGGAAAUAUUUACUGAGAAGGUGCUUUGA